AUGUCGCUACAGACAAAACCAGAAGCUGCUCCAUACACUGUUCAAAGCUUCGAACUCAAGGAAAUUCAACUUGAUUUGCCUCUAAUACAGUGGCAACAGCUUCAAGGAGAAGAUGCUCCUCAGAUUAGUGUUGGAAGUAAUCAUAAUGCGAUCGAAGAAGCAGUGAAGAGUGUGAAGUCGAUUUUGAGAAACAUAAGUGACGGUGAAAUUUCGAUAUCGGCUUAUGACACAGCUUGGGUUGCAUUAAUCGACGCCGGAGAUAACACUCCGGCGUUUCCCUCCACCAUCAAAUGGAUCGCCGAAAACCAACUCUCCGAUGGAUCUUGGGGUGAUGCUUAUCUCUUCUCUUCUCAUGAUCGUCUCAUCAACACACUUGCAUGCGUCAUUGCUCUAAAAUCAUGGAAUCUCUUCCCUUAUCAGAGCCAAAAAGGAAUCGAGUUUUUCCGAGAAAAUAUUGGAAAGCUAGAAGAAGAAGACGAUGAGCAUAUGCCAAUUGGAUUCGAAGUAGCCUUUCCUUCGUUACUUGAGAUAGCUCGUGGAAUAAACAUAGAUGUACCGUACGAUUCUCCAGUCUUGAAAGAUAUAUACGCCAAGAAAGAGCUAAAGCUAACAAGGAUACCAAAAGAGACAAUGCACAAGAUACCAACAACGUUGUUGCAUAGUUUGGAAGGUAUGCGUGAUUUAGAUUGGGAAAAGCUUUUGAAACUUCAAUGUCAAGAUGGAUCUUUCCUCUUCUCUCCUUCCUCUACCGCUUUCGCGUUCAUGCAGACCCGAGACAAUAAUUGUCUCGGUUACUUGCGCAAUGUAGUCAAACGUUUCAAUGGAGGAGUUCCGAAUGUAUUUCCUGUGGAUCUCUUCGAACACAUAUGGAUCGUGGAUCGGCUACAACGGUUAGGGAUAUCGAGAUACUUUGAAGAAGAGAUUCAAGAAUGUCUUGACUACGUUCACAGAUAUUGGACAGACAAAGGCAUUUGUUGGGCUAGAUGUUCCCAUGUCCAAGACAUCGACGAUACAGCCAUGGCAUUUAGGCUGUUAAGGCUCCACGGAUACCAAGUUUCUGCCGAUGUAUUCAAGAACUUUGAGAGAGACGGAGAGUUUUUCUGCUUUGCGGGUCAAUCAAACCAAGCGGUGACCGGUAUGUUCAAUCUAUACCGGGCAUCGCAAUUGGCGUUUCCAAGAGAAGAGAUGUUGAAAAAGGCCAAAGAGUUCUCUACAAAGUUUCUAAAGCAGAAACAAGAGAAAGGCGAGUUGCUUGAUAAAUGGAUUAUAAUGACAGACUUACCUGGCGAGAUUGGGUUUGCGUUAGAGAUUCCAUGGUACGCAAGCUUGCCUCGAGUGGAGACGAGAUUCUAUAUUGAGCAGUAUGGUGGAGAAAACGACGUUUGGAUUGGCAAGACCCUUUAUAGGAUGCCAUAUGUGAACAAUAACGAAUAUCUGGAAUUAGCAAAACAAGACUACAACAAUUGCCAAGCUCUGCAUCAACUCGAAUGGGACACAUUCCAAAAGUGGUAUGAAGAAAAUAAGUUAAGUGAGUGUGGUGUGAGUAGAAGUGAGCUUCUCGAGCGUUACUACUUAGCGGCUUCGACUAUCUUUGAAGCAGAGAGGUCACAUGAGAGAAUGGUUUGGGCUAAAACAAGUGUGUUGGUUAAAGCCAUUUUUUCUUCUUUUGGGGAAUCCUCUGACUCAAGAAGAAGCUUCUCCGAUCAGUUUCAUAAAUAUACUGCCAAUGCUCAACGAAGUGAUCUUCACUUCAACGGCAGGAGCUUGAGAUUGGACCGACCAGGGUCGGUUCAGGCGAGUCGACUUGUCGGAAUCUUAAUCGGAACUUUGGAUCAAAUGUCCUUGGACCUUUUCAUGUCUCAUGGUCGUGACAUUAACAAUCUCCUCUAUCAAUCGUGGGGAGAUUUGCUGGAUAAAUGGAGAUCAGAUGGAGAUGAAGGAGAAGUAGGAGAGCUCAUGGUGAAGAUGAUAGUUCUAAUGAAGAACAAUAACCUAACUAACUUCUUCUCUCAUCCUCAAUUUGUUCGUCUCUCAGAAAUCAUCAACCAAAUCUAUCUUCUUGGCCAGUCCUUACAGGCAAAGAGAAACGAUGAGAAGGAGAAGACAAUAAGGAGAAUGGAGAAUGAGAUGGAGCAAAUGGUCGAGUUAGUAUUGUCAGACUGUGACAGGUUCCGUGAUGUCAGCAUCACGUUUCUCGACGUAGCAAAGGCUUGUUACUACUCUGCUUCAUGUGGUGAUCAUCUUCAAACUCACAUCGCCAAAGUCUUGUUUCAAAAAGUCUUAUAA
Molecule: messenger RNA, 2286 nt
Organism: Microthlaspi erraticum
Lineage: Eukaryota; Viridiplantae; Streptophyta; Magnoliopsida; Brassicales; Brassicaceae
Source: the annotation of a GenBank genome assembly